AUGGCAGCCGCAUUCCAAUAUACCUUAGUUGGUCGUUUCACUACGAAACGACCAACCAUAGGUGACAUAGAGAAGAUUUACAUGGCACUUGGAAAUUUUCAGGGCCGAGUCUCUAUCGGAGCUCGAGACUAUCGUAGCAUAUACAUCCGCUUUGAGCUAGAAGCGGAUUAUCGCCGAGCAUGGAGCCAACCCACUUGGAGAAUGGGGGAGUCUACCCUCCAUACCCACAGAUGGACACCACAAAAUGAAAUAGGGCACCAAGCACAUCAGUCUCAUGUGGUUCCAUUAUGGGUGGGCUUCCCUGGCCUACCUGCCCAUUUAUUUACGCCAAAGGCACUUGAGUCUUUGGCAAAUGCGGUGGGAACAUUCAUAUGCCUUGAUCCAGGCGUAAAAAUGUUCAACCGACCCGGAUAUGCACGAGUUUGUAUAGAGGUGGACCUAAUGGCUCCCCUCCAGAGGAGGACAAUGCACUAG
Messenger RNA from Spirodela intermedia, 474 nucleotides. NCBI's taxonomy places the organism in Eukaryota, Viridiplantae, Streptophyta, Magnoliopsida, Alismatales, Araceae. The record is from the annotation of a GenBank genome assembly.